CCUUUUAUGUUGUAGAGAAAUCAAGAAGCAAAAAAACAAAAGAUCAAGAAGAAUCUCAAAUUAUUUAUCAGAGUAAUUUUGAUAAGUCAUCAUAUCAGAUGGAACAUGCUAUUCUUAUCAAGAUUCUUGAGAAAAUCCAACCAAGUUUAGAUAAAUAUGACUUAAUGUUAGAUAUUGGUGUUGAUAGAGAUUUAAAUAAUAAUAAAACAUUAUCUAGUAUUCGUUUAGUAAACAAAAUUUAUGGAGAUUUAAAGCAUAUAGGCAAGAACAUUCAAAAAAAAAUUGGUAUAAAUAUAAAACAAUUUCUUAAAUAUUAUGAAAAUAUAAUAAUGAAAUAUUAUAUCUGGGUUGUAUAUGCUGCUACCACACAAAAAGAAGAUCCUGAUAUUGAAACACCAGAAGAUCAAAAAGUAUUAGAUUUACAAAUUAAUGGAUUAGUUGCAUAUCUUUCUAGUGAUCAUUCAUUAUGCUGA
This is a messenger RNA of Funneliformis caledonium, 473 nucleotides long. NCBI's taxonomy places the organism in Eukaryota, Fungi, Glomeromycota, Glomeromycetes, Glomerales, Glomeraceae. The record is from the annotation of a GenBank genome assembly.